AUGGCCUUCUCUGCAAGUGGGCUCAGCUCGAUGCUGCUUGGUUGUGGUUCCAGUCCCCAGUUUUCGUGCGUUCGUCAGUUAGGAAAAUUGACAAAAUUUAUUUAUCCCUGGAUGAAUCGACGAAAACCCUAUUGGGUAGAUCAGAAGGCUGACCCAUGUUGCAACGAGGAUAUAUCAAUUGAGAACCUCGAAUUUCUCGCCACUGAACGUCAGAGGCUUCUUCUUGAUGGAUUUACUCCCACUAACUUCACGGCUGAAGCCAAUCGACCCUGGUUGCCCAUGCAGACCCAGCGAUGUGGUCUAGUGGCCGUGAAAUUGGGAAUCUAUCCUAUGUGGACAAAGACCGGCAAAAAGGUCGACUGCACUGUUUUACAGGUACCGGACAAUCAUGCUCUUCGGUAUGUUCCUCCCUCCGACCUUGACCGAUACCUAAGUUUAAAAGAUCCUCGAGGCUUCUGGCUGACAAAGAACCACGUACCAUCUUGGAUCAACCAGCAACGCUGGGGCCUCCAAAUCGUAGGUGCAAUGUCAGCCGAUCCGGUCGAAUUCACUGCUGAGUGGUGUGGACUGUUUACCUCCGCCGGCGUCCCUCCAAAACGCAAAAUCACGCGCUUUCUCGUCAGUCCUGACGCUGCUCUUGAACCUGGCACUCCCAUCACGAUUAACCACUUCCGUGUUGGCGAUUACGUGGAUGUUACGGCUAGAACCAUAAAUCGUGGAUUUCAAGGGGUAAUCGAGCGUUGGGGCAUGAGUGGUGGUCCUGCAGCUCAUGGGAGUACGAAGUUUCAUCGAAGAAUCGGUAGUUUGGCUGGUGCUGGGCGAAAAGUUCUGCGGGGCAAGCAUAUGCAUGGCGUAAUGGGAAAUAGAUAUCGCUCGGCACGUGGACUUCAGGUCCUUCGAAUGAAUCCUCGGUUGAAUCUGAUAUACCUGUCGGGAUCAACACCAGGUCCAGUUCAUUCUUUUUGCCUUCUCCACGACUCUUGGUUGAUUAACCGAUGGCAUGAGCGCAAUGAAAAUCCUCCCCCAAACCCUACGUGGUUUCCGUCCAGUAUCCCUUCUCCUACGCCGUCUUCGACCGAGGAGGAGUCGCAAGAACUGUUUGAUGAGUUCGCUGAGGAUGUAUUUCACCCGUCUCUUCACCGAUUUGAUGAACCUAGCAUUACCUUUGAGGAUAACGAAGGUGCAGACAAGUACGAAAAGAACUGGCGCCCCGCUCAGUUUUCAAUUAUUAACGGAGCUCUUGUUAUGGCCGGUGGUAAGGCAGGAAAAGACUCUGGGAAGGCUAAAGCAAAGGCUAUUUCACGUUCCCACAGGGCGGGGUUGCAGUUUCCUGUUGGUCGUAUUCACCGUCAUUUGAAAACUCGUACUACCAGUCAUGGACGGGUUGGUGCGACGGCUGCUGUCUAUUCUGCGGCUAUCCUGGAGUAUCUGACAGCCGAAGUCUUAGAGUUAGCUGGGAAUGCUAGUAAGGACCUAAAAGUGAAACGUAUUACCCCGCGCCACUUGCAGUUGGCCAUUCGGGGUGACGAGGAACUCGACACCCUUAUCAAGGCAACAAUCGCUGGCGGAGGUGUCAUCCCCCACAUUCAUAAAUCUCUCAUUGGGAAGAAACUCCCCCCAUCGAAGCCUCUUGGUGUUUAA
Molecule: messenger RNA, 1641 nt
Organism: Hydatigera taeniaeformis
Lineage: Eukaryota; Metazoa; Platyhelminthes; Cestoda; Cyclophyllidea; Taeniidae
Source: the annotation of a GenBank genome assembly